AUGGAUUCCCAAAUGUUUAUGAUUGACUUCAUCCAACGCGUUAUUGUUACUCAAAAAUCAACAACGCUUCUUGAGUCUGAACGUUACACUUUUGAUGUGGACGUACAUCUUAAAAAGACAGACAUUAAAGCGCUCGUUGAGGACCUUUAUGGGGUUCAUGUUGUUUCCGUAAAUACGCACCGUCUCCCGCGUCGAACGACUCGUUUUGGUGGAUUACGUCCACGUACAAAGCGUGCCAUUAUUCGCUUAAAGUCUGGAGAUUCUUUACCUAUUUUUGAUUAA
This is a messenger RNA of Bathycoccus prasinos, 282 nucleotides long. NCBI's taxonomy places the organism in Eukaryota, Viridiplantae, Chlorophyta, Mamiellophyceae, Mamiellales, Bathycoccaceae. The record is from the annotation of a RefSeq genome assembly.